CAAACGUUUAAUCAGGACUUAUACUCAGAUGUUUUAUAGAGGUGUGUUUGCCUGUGUGGGUUCCUCGAAAUAGCCGAACGUGGUAGAAGUGAUUUAGAACCGUCGGUACCAACACGCCGGUAAGAAGGUCUCAUUUACAGGUGACACCCUGUAUAUAUCGGCGAUAGGGGAAUCUUUUGUUUGAGGAGUAAAAUUGGUGAUUCAAAUUAGCAGCAUUUUGAAGUGUGGUGAUGGCAUAAGUGUCAUAUGGAUAUGAACUAUUUUUUUGUGCUAUUGUGAGGUGGUUUUUGAGAUGUCACUGAAAAAAGUGGAUUAUUCUAGUGUCCCCACUUCAGUGGACCUGGACAACAACUUCAACGGCAGAAAGUACACUGUCAACUCUUCGAACAACAAUGUUGUUAUACCUAGAUCAAUAUGUGUCCUUUUGACUCUAUCUGCCUUAUGCCUAGCCUUAUUAGCAGCAUUUAUAGUGUUCCUAUUAGUACCUAAGUGUGACCAGGAUAAGUCUAUUACCCAAUCUUUUGUCGGUGAUAAACCUACGGGUCCUGUAGAAGAAAUAGAUCUAAGGCUGCCUACCUACUUACAGCCUUUUUAUUAUAAGAUAAAUUUAGUACCGAAUUUCCAGCAACAAAAGAUCGAAGGCACAGUUGCGAUAAGUCUGAAAGCAAUUGAGGAGAAAUACGAGGUAAUCUUCAACGCCAAGGAACUGAGGAUAGAUGGCAAUUCUACACUCUUACGUUCGAUCACCACGAACGAAACCCUUGAGAUACUGGAGCAGGAGUACAUACCCUCCGAGAAGUUCAAAAUAGCAACCAGAGAACCAUUGAAAGAAGGUCAAGAAUACCUCUUGGAUCUAAACUUUGAAACUGACUUCAAUUCGCACUUGCUGGGGAUUUACAACAGCAGGUAUUUCGACGAGAGGAGUAAAAAGACCAAGAACUUGGUCAGCACUCAAUUUUCGCCAAUCGACGCCAGGAGAGGCUUUCCAUGCUUCGAUGAACCAUCAUUCAAGUCAGUCUUCAGUAUUAACAUCGCAAGACCUACUUCUUUAUCCACAGUAUCCAAUAUGCCUAUGAAAGGAAGUCCGCAACCAUUUGAAGGUCGAGAAGGCUGGGUAUGGGACCAUUACGAGGAUACUCCGCCCAUUCCCUCCUAUCUGGUAGCCUUCGUGAUAAGUGAUUUCAGAUCUGCACACUCACCAAGACCAUCAACUGAAUUAUGGGCCAACAAACCUUUUCUAUCACAGACGCAGUACGCUGCCAAAUUGAUACCCACUAUGAUCAACUAUCUUGAGUCCUACCUAAACGUUUCAUUUCCUGUCAAGAAGUUAGAUUUAGUUGCCAUUCCAGAAUUUGGUUUCGGUGCUAUGGAAAACUGGGGACUCAUAACCUUCAGAGAGAGCAUGUUACUUUUCGAUUCGAACAAUACGAGCAUUGAGGAUCAGAAAAACAUUGCUCACGUUCUUGCCCAUGAGCUUGCACAUCAAUGGUUUGGUAAUCUCGUCACGCCCAAAUGGUGGGAUGACGUUUGGUUAAAAGAGGGUUUUUCCACAUAUCUGUCGUAUCUAGCCGUUGCAAAAGCUCACCCGAAAUGGACUUACACGCAAGAAAUAUUCCCCAAUGAACUAACAAAAGCUCUGGAAAAUGAUGCUUACGCGUCUUCAGAACCCAUCACUAAAGAAAUCAAGAAUAACAAGCAAAUCAGACAAAUAUUUGGCUUCGGGUCUUAUUCUAAAGGAGCUUGUUUGGUGAGAAUGAUGAAUAACUUCCUGACGGAACCCGUUUUUCUGAAGGGUGUCAGAUACUACCUGGACAGAUAUAGGUUCAAAAAUGCAGACCACAAGGAUCUCUUCAAAUGUUUCGACGAUGCCGCCGCAGAAAACGCCAACCCUUUCGUCAACUUCACCAACGUAGGUGACAUAAUGACAAAUUGGAUCAGUAAACCGGGUUUCCCCGUGUUAACAAUCAACACCAACAUGCAAAAUAAGACUAUAACAAUCAAACAGAGGCGAUUCCUAUUGGACGGCGACCCGGGAAACACCCUCUGGUCGGUGCCAAUUUCCAUAGUAACGGAUCAGAAUCCAAAUUUCCAGGAUAGCAGUCCCAAAGCUUGGUUGCAAGGGGAAUCUAUCACGUUAUCACUGAACUUUUCUCACUGGUACAUCAUCAAUGUUAAUCAGACAGGUUAUUACAUGGUCAACUACGAUGAGAAGAUAUGGCAUGCCCUCAUCAAAGACAUCAUGAACGUUCCUCCUCUAACUAGAGCGCAACUGAUAGGGGACUCCAUGGAAUUGGCGAAGGCCAAUUUGUUAGACUAUGACAUUCCUCUAAGGCUGAUCGCGAACAUGGCCAUAAACGACAAGAUGAUAAUGUUCAUUCCGACGCUGGUUGCCUUCAACAAGCUAUCGUUUCUCAGCGAUAUGCUCGUUAAUACACCUGCUUUUGGACUCUUCGAGAACUAUCACAAGACUAUCUUCAAAGAUACUUACGAAAUGGUCGACUUCUCCAAUACUCUUGACGAUUAUUUAUCGCUUAGGAUUAUGAAAACAGUUCUAGAAUGGUCUUGUAGAAGCACCGAAUCGAGAUGUGCCAUUAUGGCUCAUAACUUGUACAGGAAAUGGAUGCAGGGAUCUAUAACCAUUCAACCAAACGUCCGCCACAUAGUUUACUGUACAGCAAUCAGACAAGGUGGAAAAGCCGAAUGGGACUUUGCUUAUCACGAGUACAAGAGAACCAACUCUCCAACUGAGAAGAAUGUUCUUCUGGACGCUCUUGGUUGUACUAAACAUGAAUGGCUAUUGUCAAGAAUGCUCACUGCGAUUGCAAAGGAAGAGAAGUCGUAUCUGAACAUCGUUCUGAAUGAUGAAACAUUUAGUAUGAGGAUCCAAGACGCUGAUAGGAUUUUUGAAUCCAUCUCUCACAACAAAGCAGGAAGCCAACUGGCAUUUAACUUCCUGAGAAGAAACUGGAACGACCUUAAAGAGCACCUAGGUGAAGGUUUUGACAUUCUCAACAAGCUGAUACUGAGUCUUCCAAAGCACAUGAAUACAGAAUUUCAGCUAGCCGAACUGCAGAAAUUCAAAAAAGAUCUCGGUGAUAAAAUAGGAUCAUCCGGUCCAGCUUUAGACAGAGCUAUAGAAAUGGUGAAAAUGAAGGUUGUGUGGAUGCAAAAAAAUUAUAAAUCUCUGGAACAAUGGUUGUAUGCCCAUAAUGACAACUUUGGGUAUUGAUCAAAGUGAUUGUCUUCUCAGUAUUUUGAUAUCAAGUCAAUCGAUUAAGUUUAUUGUAUAAAUGGUCAUUUAAUUUAUUGAAUAUAAAUCUGUAUAAAACUGAAUAAAUUUAAGGAUUAAAACUUAUUGAAAAAAUGAAUAAAAAACCGUU
Messenger RNA from Harmonia axyridis, 3380 nucleotides. Its product is annotated as aminopeptidase N-like. Lineage: Eukaryota; Metazoa; Arthropoda; Insecta; Coleoptera; Coccinellidae. Gene Ontology annotation, cellular component: cytoplasm. Gene Ontology annotation, biological process: peptide catabolic process; proteolysis. The record is from RefSeq and is a predicted model, not a curated record. Bases 293 to 3229 code for a protein of 978 amino acids. Gene Ontology annotation, molecular function: metalloaminopeptidase activity; zinc ion binding; peptide binding. The transcript is spliced from 16 exons.